AUGAAAACUGAAUGGGGUUUUGAGAAAUUUGUGUCUCUAGAAGAGUUCCAAAAUCCUUCAAAUGGGUACCUAAUAGAUGACACCUGUGUAUUCAGAGCAGAGGUUUUUGUUACGAAAUAUGAAGGGAAGGGUGAGUGUCGGUCCAUGAAAAAGCUACUAUGGGACAAAAUUUUCACUUGGAAGAUUUAUAAUUUUUCAGAAAUAACUAAACGACGUCUGUGCUCAGAGGAGUUUGACAUUGGAGGUUGGAACUGGAAGCUUUUUCUCUAUCCCAAAGGAAAUGGUGAGGUGAAAGGUGUGAGCCUAUCUCUGUUUCUUGAAGUAGCUGAAUCUGAAAAACGCUACCUUAAAUCCAAACUCCCGGGUCAUGUUAAUAUAUGUGUUGAAUCUGAUGCAGAAGUUAAAAGAUUAUUGCGUGAUGUUAAACCAUCACAUAACUUAUUCAAGAUAGAGUCUUUCUCAACGCUUCUGGAAACCAAAAUUGAAAAAUAUGAAACAGAUGAUUUUGAGGCUGGUGGCUAUAAAUGGAAAUUGUGUAUAUACCCAAAUGGAAAUAAGAAAAGGAAUGGGGAAGGGUACAUCUCUUUAUACCUGGUAAUAGUUGAUACAGAAAACCUUCCUUGUGGUUGGGAGAUUAACGUAAACUUCAAAUUGUUUGUGUUUGAUAAUAUACAACACAAGUGCUUAACUAUUGAAGGCAAAGGUGAGUCUUUGUCCAUUACAAACUUACGAAGUGACAAUGUUUACACUUGGGAGAUUGAUAAUUUUUCAGCAUGCAAAGAAUCUCUUUUCUCUAGGGAGUUUAACAUUGGAGGACGAAAGUGGAAGCUUUUGUUAUGUCCCAAUGGACAUGGAACUGCAAAAAGCCAAAGCCUAUCUCUAUUUCUUGAACUAGCUGAUUCUGGAAACCUCUUUCUUAAACCCUAA
Messenger RNA from Cornus florida, 927 nucleotides. RefSeq lists its product as uncharacterized. Gene Ontology annotation, molecular function: protein binding. The record is from RefSeq and is a predicted model, not a curated record. The transcript is spliced from 6 exons. Bases 1 to 927 code for a protein of 308 amino acids. Lineage: Eukaryota; Viridiplantae; Streptophyta; Magnoliopsida; Cornales; Cornaceae.